Molecule: messenger RNA, 5787 nt
Organism: Bactrocera oleae (olive fruit fly)
Lineage: Eukaryota; Metazoa; Arthropoda; Insecta; Diptera; Tephritidae
Source: RefSeq, a predicted model, not a curated record
UUUUAAAAUAGUUAUUUAUUUAUAUGUAGACGCGUUAUAUAUGUACAUAUUAAUGUAUGCAAAGGUGUUAAAAAAAAAGUAUUUCAUUGCUCAAAAGUUUAAGCCAUACAUUAAAUUAUUUAUUUAGAUGUGCUACGGAAAACCCAUGGUUUCGAACUAAAAUAAAAACUAUUUUUAUGGAUAUCAGCCAACUUUUAUAAUUGGUCAACUGAAAUGCGCAAUGUCCUCGGUAAAAGAUACAUAACCUAUAAAUUUUUGGCCCAGAGGAGUCCCAUUUAAGUUGGACCUCAUACCACCGCCUACCGAUUAUUUUUACGUAGCCACGCCUCGGUGGUCCGUCGUUUUCUUCAAUUCCCGUCUGCAUCACCAUCAAGGCUGCAAGCAAUGCUGUACACCAAUUUAAGACACCUCGACUACCACCGUUGCAAGUUACAUGCCAGCGGAGCACCCUUGAUGCGGUGACACACGCACACGUUUAGACAUUAUACUGGGGCUCCGCUAAAGCAAACCGACCGAUGAAAAAUUGUGUGAAAGAGAAAUUGAUGAAGCAGGCAACAGCUGCCUAGUAGCAGUUGGCAUAGUCGCUGCGGGGUAAUGAGACGUUGAAAGGGAAAAGAACAGCGAACGGUCGUGCAAAAAGCAAAGUUAACGAAUAAAGAUGUAAAAAAAACAGAGUAAAUUAAAGAGGAAAAGAGAAUGGCAAGUGGUUUCGUCCAAGCCAGUAAUGAAUAGAAUUUGGAGCGUCGAAUGUGGCAAGCAAUGCGGGGUGAGGUAAAAGUAUAUGGCAUGAAGAGUGAGGAGCGUUUGGAUGGCGGUAGCGGGUUGGCAGGCUGAAGGCUAUCACGAUAAACCCAAGCGAUACAAACAGACAUUUUCGACGCUAAUAUGCAUGACCAUAUGUAAACUUGUGGAGUAAACGGGGGAGGGAAAGUAGAUCAUCGAGAAGCUAGAAACUAAAGAAACAAAUAUAAAUAGUAAAAAAGCAGCGGAGGCAAAAGCCGAUCUCAGUAAGCCAAUAGUGUUCCAGAAGCGAAAAGAAACUCAAAGUAAUUCGGAAGCAUUGACAAGUGCCGACAGCUCUAUAUCCAAUAAUCAUAGUUCCAAUACCUCUCAAACAAACAAAAAGGUCGAAGAAAGAAAGGAAAAAUCAAACAAAGGCGAAUCCAAAUCACUUAAAAAGAAGAAGGACAACCAAAAAAGCAAGCUAUCGUUUAACGUCGACGAGGAGGAAGACGACGACAUAUAAAAUUAAAUCAAAUACAAAGUCACGCUUGGCAUUGUUUACUUCUUAAAUAGUGUCCAACACUUCCAUUUGAUGGUCAAAAUUUAAAUUUUGUUGAGAAAAUAUAAACGCUUGAAGCAAAUGACUGAAGUCGAUGGUAUAAUGCCAGAGGCAACAACACAACCCAUUUCCUCCACUCAUGCUAUAACUGAGGAACACUCAGUGCCCAGUAGUAGCGAUUACACGGAUGCCAAUGCUUCGGCAGUGGUCAGCAAUGAUGAACAACAACAAUUGAAAGAACAGAAUGGUUUGAACAAAAUCAAUAACAGUCGAGUGUCAACGGACGUCGACAUGCGUAACGAGCAAAUGGACGUAGAUGGCGCUGAUACCGAAGAAGAAGAUGAUUCCCAAAUGACGGCAUCAUCUACCACAGAAAACGGCAGAGGUGUAGAUGGUGGCGGUGGUGAAGAUAGUAAAAUGUCAACGGGCGAAGAUGAUGGGAAUGCGGCGCACGUAGAAGAAGAAAAACGACUAAAUAAUGAUAAUAAAGUCGAUGGCUUAAUCGUUCCCAUGGUGGCCAGUUUAAAGGAUAAAUCGCGAAGUUUUUGCAAUGAUGAAUUACAAAAUUCUAAUACUUACACAGACAAAUCUGGUGGUGGUGAAAGCGACGAUGACACACACCGAUCGCGUAGUACUGUUGGCGAAGCGACUGAUCCAAAAGACAAUAGUAAUGAACCAAGUGAAAGUUUAGAAAGACCAGCCACCGUUAGCAGUAAUACCGAUAGCGUUAGUGAAAUAGAGGGCGCCGAUAUACACAGUCAUGAGAGCAAGGUGAUUAAAGACAAAGAGCACAAAUUAAAUGCAAACAAGAAUGAAACGGAUGACAGCAGAAGUGUCGGUGUCGAUGAUACCGGGGCAGACCCACUUUCGAUAAGCAACGAUAUAAAGAUGCAAGAUCAAAAGAAAGAAAACGGUGUCCCAAAGAACGACGCUGGUGGCUUUGUGGACCUGGGCGAUGACUCAGACGACGAAGUGAUGGCAGUAUCAAAAGCAAAUGCGGCUGAUACUACAAUAAACAACACUGAAAAUAGUACGGCAGUGACGUCGUCGAAUGCUACUGCCGUACGUAAGACACGUUCGAUAUGCAGUGACUCAGAUGGCGCUGUAGUUAUUGCCUCAGAUUCAGAUACAGAAGCUAAUAGCAACAUGCCGUCAAAGCAAAAAGCAUCGAAUGAGACACAAAUCAUUGACGAUGACGAAGAUGAUGAUUGCGUAGUUAUUGAGGAUGAUACACCUGCGCCACGGCUACAAGCGGCAAGUGAUUUGAGUAAACGCAAGAGCAUGGCUAUGGACUCGCCACAGCACUCGGAUGACUCGCAACCGCCAAGUAAACGUCAGCGUAGCGUAGGACCUGGAUCCUCUACUAAUCAAAUUUCCAUAAAAGAUGCACGUUCACUUAUGGCACAUGAUACCGCAUCAGCAACUGCUGCUGCAGUCGCAGCUGCCAGAAAAGUAGCCGAGAGCAACGUAUAUCCCGUAAAUAUUACGCCAGCAGCUAAUAUAGCAUCACCGGGAGGACCACCAAAACUUAUACCUGUCGGAAAUCCAAGUAUGCCCAUAAAUAAUGCCGGUGGCAUAAAUCCUGUUUCCUUCCCAGGACUUGGUAGUGCGAAUGCAGCGAAUUUACUACCUGGCCUUACGGACGACAUGUUUGUACUAGAGGCACCUUCGUUUAUCGUUCCCUAUAUUUAUGAGAAGCCACCAGUGGACAAUCUCAGGAAUAUAGUUAAAGAUAUCGAAGAUAAAUAUAAACUGACGAAAGAUGAUCUCGCUGACGCAGAUAAAGCUGAUGAAUUCGACAUGAUGACCGAACAGAAUAAGGAAGACAAAGAAGACAAAAACAAUAAAAAGAAGAAACGGCGACGUGGCGCCGACGAUCCCGAUGAGUCGUGGUCAGAGGAAUCGGAAGAAGAUGAUGACGAUGACGACGACGAUGAUUCGGAAUCCGGUAUGCGCACUAAAGUCUUAAUCAAAGAAGUUUCCGAUGAUUUGCCCGCACUAAAAGGCGCCAUUAAACCAGCAGCGGCACUUGUGCAAUCGCCAAGCACCUCAGCACAAAAUUCCACCAUAGCCCCGAAACCCGGUCAAGAGAAUUAUUUCGAAAGUCCACUGGGUAAAUUUUUCAUGGACAUCGGUGUAGGUCUGGUACAAGAAUUUGUACAGUCAGAUUUAAUACGUUUGCAAAAACGUAAAAUGCGCAAAAGUCUGGGAAAGAAUAUUACAGAGUUUGAGCGUGCUAUAACAGCACUGUCUGGCAACUUGGAAGCUUCACGCAAAAAGAAUACACCCUUCAAAUUUACCAUGAAACGCUGUGAGUUCUGUAAUUUCAAGUCGGAAUCUGCACUCUCCAUGGCCAAUCAUUAUGAAACACCCCAUAUGAAUGGUGCGUUGUAUAAGUGUAAUUUCUGCGCUUUUGAGAUACGUAACGCCACCGAAAUUGUUUAUCACAUGGAAGCGAUACACAACAUCAAAGCGCGUCUCAUUAAACCGUUACCGUAUCAUCAGUGCCCGAAUUGUGGAUUCGAAGAUAAUGGCAAGGCUAAAUUGGCACGCCAUCAACCGGUUUGCGCGAAGAAAUUCCGCCCUGAAAUUAAUUUAGCGCCGCCUGCUGAUUGGGAGGCACCAGCGAAAAUACCGCGUAUCAAACCGCGUCAUGGACUCGUGGGCACUGCGACGGCGUAUCAGGCAAUGGCUGCGCAAGCUGCGGCACAAAAGGCAGCGCUUGCAUCCAUACAACAACAGCAACAGGCAGCAGCUCAAGCGCGUACCAUGCAAGCGGCGGCACUUGCUGCACAAAACGCUGCAAAUAAGAUACGCGGCCGCCCUCCAGUUAUCACAACACAAAAAACCGGUCCCUUGCCAAGUGGGCCAAUGCUACGUGGACCCGCACCUAUACGCUCCCAAAUGGCCACGAAUGUGGUGCAGCCCAAUAACUACCAAGUACCAGGCGGACAACUCUUGCAGGCAGCAAAUGCUUUUGCUAAAAAAACGCUUACCGGUCAACCAAGUAUUUCUAUAACUCCACUACCUCGCCAAAACACUGCGCAGCCAGUUGUGACUUCGCCGUCAACAAGCAAAAUGCCACCGACCGGUAUGAAGCCUGGCCAAAACCUAAUGGUAGGUGGUGGUGGCAAUAGCAAAACACAAUUUGUCAUCUGUGAAAUUUGUGAUGGUUACAUUAAGGAUUUGGAACAACUACGCAACCACAUGCAAUGGAUGCAUAAAGUGAAGAUACACCCAAAAAUGAUUUACAACCGGCCGCCAUUAAAUUGCCAAAAGUGUCAAUUCCGUUUCUUUACCGAUCAAGGUCUGGAACGACAUUUACUGGGCUCUCAUGGUUUGGUCACAAGCUCGAUGCAAGAAGCCGCUAAUAAGGGAAAAGAUGCCGGCCGGUGUCCCGUAUGUGGCAGGAUGUAUCAAUGGAAACUGUUGAAUCACGUGUCGCGCGACCAUCACAUGACACUGAAACCUGCACAUUUGUCCUACAAAUGCACAGUGUGUACAGCAACCUUUGGCAUGUACAAACAAUUUGAGACACACGUGUAUACGGCGCACAGUACAGUCGCAAAAAAGGCUAUGGAUGGCAAAAAGAAUAAUACAUCGGCUGCAGCGUCAAGUGCAGGUGGUAUGGCCAGCGGCAGCGGUAUGGGCGCACUUAAUCAUCAACAGCGUAGUAGUUUGAUGGCAACGAAUGACUCAUUAUUGAAGCCGCUUAAAAUCAAUGACGAAAUCACAAUUAUACCGCAACCAUCGUCAAAGCCUCGUAUAACAAACAUGGAAAGUCACAUCAUAGAUUAAACAUAUUGCAGUAUAAAUCAGUAGGAAAUAUUAUAUAAAAUGUGCUGCAAUAAGGAUAGUGAAGGAAAAUCGAGUAGUGGAAAAAGCGUGCAUUAAAUUUACCAAAUCAGGUCGCAUUUCGUAAUUUGCUUGAUUCGACGCUGCCACGACGAUCCAAUCACACCUGUUCAAGUACAUACAUAUAAGCUGUAACAUACAAACAAAUAGCAGCCGCUAAGCUACGCUGAAACCCAUGGCAAACAGAGAGAAAACAACUAAAAGAAAAACACAACAACAAUAACAAACAAACAUAGCUUUGAUAAACGGACAGAAAGUGCGCAGUCAUCAACGUUCAAUCUAAAUCACUAUCACUACACUAAUUUAGCCGGCUAGUUGAAUGCAGUUGAUGGAUGUCACCCAAAAUAAUUUUAAAUUUAACUUUUAAACAAUUUGUGCGAAAGCAAAAACACACUCGAUUCAAGCGGUGUGAUUGCCUAAUUAAAGGGUGAUAGAGCAAGCACACAUUGCCUGUGUUUUUGUGGGUACAGUAAUUUUAUUUAUUAAUUCUGUUAGUAUGUAAUGAAACAUUAAAGAUGUGGAAAACCAGGAGUAAGCACAUUAAUGGCGUGUAAAUUAGUAAAAAAAAUAAUAAAGGUAAAUAAUUACAGAAGUAUAAGUGAAUACAUAUUAUUAGUUUAUAGCAGAAGAAGAAAACAAAAAAAAAACAA